Podospora pseudopauciseta is the source of this 1494-nucleotide messenger RNA. RefSeq lists its product as uncharacterized. The transcript is spliced from 3 exons. The coding region runs from base 259 to 1479 and encodes 406 amino acids. Lineage: Eukaryota; Fungi; Ascomycota; Sordariomycetes; Sordariales; Podosporaceae. The record is from RefSeq and is a predicted model, not a curated record.
GAGGCAGGAUCCGAGUAAGAGGCGGUAUGCGUGCCAAGUUUCACGAUGAGUUGAACCAAACUCAAAGCAAUCCUAAAAGGAUACCUCGCUCAAUAACCCGAGUACAGACCUAGUGUUUACAGUUAGUCAUCGGAGGCUAGAUGGGUGCUCUGUACUCUGCAUGUUCAGAUACUCACCAUUGUUGAUCUUGGCGCUAUGUUGACAUCGCUGCUGCACAGUCAAAUCAUAUAAGCCACUCCUCUGCCCAAAUCCCUGACCAUGGCUGUCUUCAGAGAAAACCCCCGCAUUUACCACCAGUCCGCCCCAACUCGGGCCACCACAAGACAACAAAUCAUCAACCAGCCGCUUCUCUUCCAACAAACCUGGCAAUGUGCACAAGAUGCUGCUCAAAACAUUUGGCUUCUGUAUCGAGACUUUCUCGGUACCAUGUUUACCGCUCAGAUUGGUGCCGGCGCAGGUGGAGUGCAUCUCGAUGAUGCCAGAGAUCUUGUUCGGCUUGGCUAUUGGCUUGUCCUCGGUCCAAUGUGGGAAGUAGUCCAGGAACGCCACUACCGCCUCGGGGGAGGUCCAGGCGGCUUCCCCACCAUGGCAGACCUCAGCUUCAUCGACUAUCUGAUGGGGAUUUGUUCUACUCUAGAGAUUAUCGAGACAAGGAUCUUCAACGUUCCGAAUAUCCAGCAACUCCCACAUAACGUUCAGCACCAAGGCAUUCUCAACGACAUUGCGCAGUGGACGAAUCCAAAUAACCAGACUGCCCAGAACAUCAGUGUGCUGGGAUUUUUGGAGCUGCUUUCGCGAAUCAUCGCCCAUACAUCACCAAAUUUGGCUGCCUUCCGCACCUCGUUGAACAACCUCCAGACUCAUCAGCCCCGCAACCACAUCUACCAUAAGCGUGGCCUCCCCCGGGUCAUGUUCGUCUGUGCCGGUGCCAACAAUGGUAUGCACGUCAUCACCACUUCCAAAGACAACUGGUAUGACUUCACAUCUCUCUGGGCGGCGACAGAUGCCGCUCGUGUCCAGCGUCAAACCUGCCCACCCAUCGUCCUGCCUGGCGGAGCGGGCCAACCGGCAUUCAAUGUCGUCGGGCAGUCCAAUGCUGUCUUCCAUGAGUUUUCCAACGCCGAGGCAGAUGUCGCUCAGAUUUUAUCUGACAAUGCCGCCGAGAUUAUCAGGUCAAAUACCAUCACAGUCUGGCAGAACCAAGCGGUGCGGUUUGCGAACCAUGCGAAUGAGAGGUGUUUACCCAUGACAGUUCCUGAUUUUGCGGUGAAGGCGAGGUGCUUGAGGUGCCAGGCGCUGUUUCGUUAUAAUGUUAAUCAUCCUGAUGCGUUGGGACUGGUCGGGGCCGAAGCUGCGUGGCGGGGAAACCGCCGGUUGGGGGUGGCGGUGUUGUGUAACGGUGAUUGGGAUUGUGCGGAGACGUUGGCACAUUUCUAUUGCGUUGCUGCGAAUGUGGUUGGUGUAGGGGGGCUUCAUUAAUAAAUUAUUUCUUUC